Dioscorea cayenensis subsp. rotundata (Guinea yam) is the source of this 1395-nucleotide messenger RNA. RefSeq names its product protein BZR1 homolog 1. Gene Ontology annotation, molecular function: DNA-binding transcription factor activity. Gene Ontology annotation, biological process: DNA-templated transcription; brassinosteroid mediated signaling pathway. Lineage: Eukaryota; Viridiplantae; Streptophyta; Magnoliopsida; Dioscoreales; Dioscoreaceae. The record is from RefSeq and is a predicted model, not a curated record. The transcript has 2 exons. The coding region runs from base 171 to 1085 and encodes 304 amino acids.
UGCAAGUUAGCAAUAAAGAAAAGAGAGAGAGAGAGAGAGAGAGAGAGAGAGAGAGUGAAAGUACUUCUCGUGAGCUUUUAUUCCUUCUCUUCUCUCUCUCACCCUCGCCAAGCUCUCUAGUACUCAUUGGAGUUUCUCUUAUGGAGUUGUAAAGCAAAGAGGAGGAGGAGAUGACUUCAGGAGUGGGGAGAAUGCCAACUUGGAAGGAGAGGGAGAAUAACAAGAGGAGGGAGAGGAGAAGGAGAGCAAUUGCAGCAAAGAUAUUCUCAGGGUUGAGAGCUAUGGGGAACUACAAGCUACCCAAACAUUGUGAUAACAAUGAGGUUCUUAAAGCUCUCUGUGCUGAAGCUGGUUGGAUUGUUGAACCAGAUGGUACCACCUACCGCAAGGGUUGCAAGCCAACACCACCGCCACCAACCGGUGCACCGCCACUCGGCCAGUCUACUAACAUAAGCCCUUGCUCUUCCCACCACCCGAGCCCCGUCCCUUCCUACCAUGCCAGCCCAACAUCAUCAUCUUUUCCGAGCCCCACCCGUGUCAGUAACCCUGCCGCCGUCAACCCUUCCUAUCUCCUUCCCUUUCUCCAUAACCUAUCGUCCCUCCCGCCUCUCCGUAUCUCCAACAGUGCCCCAGUUACACCACCUCUUUCAUCCCCCACUGCUUCCCGCCCGCCUAAAAUCCAAAAGCCUGACUGGGAUUACUCUGCAUUUUGCCACCCUCUAUUUGCUGCCUCAGCUCCUGCAAGCCCCACUCGUGCUCGGCAGCACUUCUACCCUGCAACAAUUCCUGAAUGCGAUGAAUCUGAUGCAUCCACUGUCGAUUCAGGCCGUUGGGUUAGCUUCCAGCUGAGCACUGCUCCUGCAUCCCCCACAUUCAAUCUAGUUAAGCCUCUUGCACCUGUGCAAGAUACUUGCAUUGGAACCAAUGCCAAUGUUAAUGCAAGCAUAGCGGAGAUUUCCCGGGGUGGUGGUACAGAGUUUGAGUUUGAGAACAGGAUGGUUAAAGCUUGGGAGGGAGAAAGGAUCCACGAAGUUGCCGUUGAUGAUCUUGAGCUCACACUUGGAACUCGGAAGAAUCAUGGAUGAGUUUGAAGGAUCAUAUAUAUAUAUACAUCUUGACGCAUUGGUGGUUGUUGUCUCCAUUUAGGAAUGACUGAUGAGUGAUAAUGUAUUCUCUUCAGAAAUGAGUUGUGUAUGAUGAGUGCAUACAUAUUCAUUCAUUCAUUCUGUUAGUUCUCAGGCUCAAAUUAUUGUGUUGAGAGUUCUAUGUUUUGUUGAUUGAGUAAUGGUCUUGUUUGGUUUGUAAAUGGGAAGAAUACGUCUUGGGGAAGAAAGACAUCUCUUCUUGUUUUAUACAACUUGGAUAAGUGGGAGUUCAAAUGUGUUUUUCUUUUUA